AAAAUUUGUUAUUUGCGAAAACCGAAGAGAAAGAGCGAAAACCAAAAGAAUUGUUUUUUCUUAAAUAUUGUAGAGAAAUUGGAUAUUAAUUGUAGUUAAUUUCUUAAAAUUUCCUUGCAAAGAUGCCUCUCUAUGAGACUGUAAUGCAGGAAAAGCCACCGAUUGUACUGGACAUAGGCCAUGCCUAUACCAAACUGGGCUUUGCCGCUGAAACAUGUCCGCGAAAGAUUAUACCUACCAAAUUGGUGCUAACCACAACCGGGCAGUCGAAGCGACUCUUUGAUUACGAACGCAACGAGGAGCUUCAUGAUCAGAUGGUGGACUUCUUGCAGAUGAUCUUCUUCAAGCAUUUGCUGGUCAGCCCAAAGGAGCGUAAAUUUGUGAUAUUAGAGAAUGUAUUCGGACAGACAGUGAUCCGGGAGACCUUGGCACGGGUGUUGUUUGUCCAUUUCGAUGUCUCAUCCGUGCUCUUUGUGCCCAGCCAUCUGAUGGCUCUCUCCACGCUGGCCGCACCCACAGCUGUGGUGGUGGAUAUUGGCUACAAUGAGACCAGCAUUAUGCCCAUUUUUAGUGGCGUACAAAUUAUGACUGCCUUCAAGGAUCAAAGCUACGGCGGACGGGCGAUUCACGAGGAGAUUAAGCGUCAACUUCUAAGGGAGGGCAUUAUCGAGGGCGACGACGUGGCGCUGCUGACGGAGAUCGUGCUGGAGGAUAUCAAAAUACGCACCUGUUUUGUCACCACCUUCGAGCGAGCUCAAGCCCGUCUGAACACGGAUGGAGAGCAACCGACUCCUCCGCCCAGUGUCGACUAUGCCAUAUGUGAUAGCAAUAAGGUCAUCCAGAUUCCAGGUCUACUACGUGAAACAGUCUACGAGCUAAUGUUUGAGGAGACCAGAGAGCGGGACAGUUUGCCCCAUUUGAUAUUACGUUCCAUUUUGGAUUGCACCAUGGAUGUUAGACGUGCCCUGGUCGAGGGCAUUUUUCUAAUUGGCGGUGGAUCGAUGGUCAUGGGUCUAGUGGCACGUCUCAAACAGGAGUUGCAACAUCUCUUGCAACACGAUGAGAUCUACAAAGACCGCUUCCAUGGCGCUUUGGAAUUCAAAUUCUUUCCCUCAAUAUGCAAACAAAAUUACUCACUGUGGCUGGGUGGUUCCCUUUGCGGGGCCACCGAUCUCAUCCAGAUGCGUUCGCUGGCCAAAGAGGCGUACCUGAAGAAUGAACAUGUUCCCGAUUGGAGUAAUCUGUGUGAUAAUAAUCGUCAUGCGGGUUCAUAGAAUGAAUCCUUGGGAGAAGUAAAAAUCCGAAAAUAGUUUUACGCAACAAUUUAUAUAGAGUUCGGAUAUAACUUAUAUACCUAAUAUAUUAAAUUAUUGUA
Messenger RNA from Drosophila willistoni, 1375 nucleotides. It is a transcript of the gene Arp10, whose product is annotated as actin-related protein 10. Lineage: Eukaryota; Metazoa; Arthropoda; Insecta; Diptera; Drosophilidae. Gene Ontology annotation, biological process: retrograde axonal transport of mitochondrion. The record is from RefSeq and is a predicted model, not a curated record. Bases 123 to 1274 code for a protein of 383 amino acids. The transcript is spliced from 2 exons.